This is a messenger RNA of Symbiodinium pilosum, 1746 nucleotides long. The record is from the annotation of a GenBank genome assembly. NCBI's taxonomy places the organism in Eukaryota, Dinophyceae, Suessiales, Symbiodiniaceae.
AUGCCGCCCCAAGGUAAGGCCAAGGCAGUGGCCAAGAUUAAAGCCAAGGCGAAGGCCGUGCCCAAGGUCAAGGCCAAAGCAAAGGCUGCAUCAAAUCCGGCAGCUUACCCUGAUCCGGACAUCUUGCGUGCAAGAGUGGACAAGUGUGCCUGGUGCGAAGAACGAAGGCAGGGAUGGUGUGAUCAGACCUUGAUUUUCUACUGCGAGCAUUGCUGGAGUGAAUAUGACACCCUACACGGGGCAGGAGGUGAGCAGUAUGCCGGAAAGGUUUGGCAUGAUGAGAUCCUUGAGGCGGAAAGCAUUGCGGUGGAGAACCAGGAUGAUGACAGUGGUCAGGUGCUGGAAUUCAUGAAGAAUGCGCUUGUGCAGAUUGACUCAAAGGCCACUUGUUCAAAGCUGGAGAUUGAGGGUGACAGUGAGGAAGAAGACAACGAUGAGCUUGCUCCACUACCGGGGUCCUUCAGCCAAGCUCCCAAAGCGCGUGGCCUAAAUCCCAUGAAUUCGCAGAUUCAGCAGGCCCAUGUCAUCGUCCUGGUGGACACCUCGGGGUCUAUGAGGACCAUUGAUGUCAGACCAGGCAAGGGCGAAAUAUGCGUGUCUCGGAUGUCCGCAGUGGCAGAGACGCUGGCGACUUUCUUCGAGAAGCAAGCUCUUGCCAGUUGCCCGCACUUCUUCUCCCUUCUAUCGUUCAAUGCAGCUGCAACGCAACACUUCGUCAAGAAGACUGCCACGGAGGCCAUGCAGCAGGUGGGCAAGGCCAAGGCCUUUUUCGCUGGCUACGGCACACACUUUGUUGCAGGCUUGGCAGCUGCCAAGAAGGUUCUCAACAAGGCUCCUGGCACGCCCCACUUGCUGAUCUUCAGCGAUGGUCGCCCAGCGGAUGGUAUGCAAACUCUCCAAAUGGUCCAGGACAUGUUGCUUGAGUUCCCCACGCUGCGAAUUCAUGCUAUCGGAUUUGGCGAUGGAUCGGACUUCGAGGUGUUGCAGCAGCUGACGUCGCUGGGACGGGGGGGUUUUGCCCCAUCUGGCCGCUCCAUAGGCGCUCUCCACAGUGCCUUUGCGUCUGUGACCUCAACCAUCACUCAGACGCAGACACUUACAAGUGCCACAAGCAGGUCUAGUACGUUCUCGUUCAAAAAUGGCCAGGGCCGUUCCAGUCAAGAAGAAAAUCCAUGCAACAUUGGAGACAGGAGAUGCCAACUCAGAGAUGUGAGCUUUGAGCCGGCAAACCAAUUUAGGUGGGGUGAUGACCAGUCUAUCAGUUUUGACAGCACUCGCAUUGGCUUUAGCUACGAUGGCAAAAGUUUCAAGAAGCAGGAAUAUCGCACCCGCCGAAAGGAGUUUGUGCAGAUCAGAGCAAAACCAUUCACACAAGGUGGUAUGUGCCUAGUGUACUGCUUCAAAGACUCCUCGAUUCCUCUGUUUGCAGAGCAGCGUGGACACCAACAGGCCAUGAAGGUUGCAGGUACUGAUGCUCGCAUGGUGGCAAAGAUUUCCAGGUACGAGGAUCCCUGGCACAAUUCCUUUGAGGUUGUCGCCGCAUAUUCCAAGAGCAGUGCAGUUGCAAAGUUCUAUGCGCGCGUAUUCAUGCUUGCUGCAGCUGACCGGCUGGGCUGGAAGGGGCGUAGCAUGGCCAAGAUCCUGUUCGUGGAGUGCUACAUCUAUGAAGCUAAAGAAGGAAGCCCUGCACCGAGCGGUUUCUUCCCGGUGCUUUUCUCAAGUACAAUUCCAACCACGGCUACGUGA